Trichoderma aggressivum f. europaeum is the source of this 1131-nucleotide messenger RNA. RefSeq lists its product as uncharacterized. The record is from RefSeq and is a predicted model, not a curated record. NCBI's taxonomy places the organism in Eukaryota, Fungi, Ascomycota, Sordariomycetes, Hypocreales, Hypocreaceae. Gene Ontology annotation, cellular component: mitochondrion. The transcript has 9 exons. The coding region runs from base 1 to 1131 and encodes 376 amino acids. Gene Ontology annotation, molecular function: protein-containing complex binding.
AUGGUGCUCGCUCUAUUCUCGCGGGGAGCUCUCCGCAGUUCCGUCGCCGCCGGCGUCAGCAGCAAACGAUCCCUAUCCGAUGUAGCAAUCACACGCACUGGCAAAACUAUUCUACGAACAGAGGGCGGCCGGUCUUCUCUCGGAGGACAUACCGCGACAGUCUUCGGUGCGACGGGUCAAUUGGGUCGGUACAUUGUGAACCGCCUCGCCCGUCAAGGAUGCACCGUUGUCGUCCCUUUCCGCGAAGAAAUGACAAAGCGACACCUGAAACUCACUGGUGACCUCGGCCGCGUUAUUUUUGUUGAGUACGACCUUCGCAACACCGCUUCUAUUGAAGCAAGUGUGAGGCACUCGGAUGUCGUGUACAACCUCGUUGGCCGGGACUAUCCUACCAAGAAUUUUACCCUUGAGGAUGUGCAUGUGGAAGGAACAGAGCGCAUCGCCGAGGCUGUCGCAAAGUACGACGUUGAUCGUUAUAUUCACGUUUCGUCUCACAACGCCGAUGUCAACUCACCCUCUGAAUUCUUCGCGACAAAGGGACGUGGAGAGAUUGUUGCCAGAAACAUCUUCCCUGAGGCUACCAUUGUGCGACCGGCACCCGUCUUCGGAUUUGAGGAUAGCCUUCUGCUGAAGCUUGCUUCCGUACUGAACCUAUUUACAGCCAACAACAUGCAGGAGAAAUUCUGGCCAGUCCACUCUAUCGACGUCGGUGCCGCUCUGGAGAAGAUGCUGUAUGACGACUCAACGGCCGGCAAGACUUUCGAGCUCUAUGGACCCAAGCAGUACAGCUUGGCAGAGAUUGCAGCUUUGGUGGACAAGGAAAUCUUCAAGAAGCGACGACACAUCAAUGUGCCCAAAGCUAUCCUAAAACCGGCGGCCAAGGUUCUGAACGACGUUCUGUGGUGGCACACCCUCUCUGCGGAUGAAGUGGAGAGAGAAUUCAUUGACCAGGUCAUCGACCCUGAAGCUAGCACAUUCAAAGAUCUUGGUAUCGAACCGGGUGACAUUGCCAACUUUACCUACCACUAUCUGCAAGGAUUCCGAAGCUCUAAUUACUACGACCUCCCCCCUGCCACGGAGAAGGAAAAGAAGGAAGACAAGAAGUACAUCCAUGUUUUGGACGAGCUAUAA